Messenger RNA from Thunnus maccoyii (southern bluefin tuna), 6060 nucleotides. It is a transcript of the gene znf704, whose product is annotated as zinc finger protein 704. The coding region runs from base 496 to 2064 and encodes 522 amino acids. Gene Ontology annotation, biological process: regulation of transcription by RNA polymerase II. NCBI's taxonomy places the organism in Eukaryota, Metazoa, Chordata, Actinopteri, Scombriformes, Scombridae. The record is from RefSeq and is a predicted model, not a curated record. The transcript has 9 exons. Gene Ontology annotation, molecular function: RNA polymerase II cis-regulatory region sequence-specific DNA binding; DNA-binding transcription factor activity. Gene Ontology annotation, cellular component: nucleus.
UUGCCUCCAUUCUUCGAUGUCAAAGUUGUUUUCUAAAGAAUGAGCCGUCAUUUUGUUAAAUCGUGUACAAAUGUCAUUGCGGUUCCCGAAAGUGGCGGUUAGCCCGUGUUUUCCCGCCGCCUCCACAGCUCACACAGGGAGCAGUGGGGAAAACAAACAGGUCGAACGGAGGAAGAUUGGUAGCCGGUUGGAUGUGGAGGUUGUUUGGCGGCGAAUGAAUUGUAUUGACGUUGCAGGCUUUUGUCGGGCGCUGUUUUAAAGUUCUCCUACAUUAUUUUGGUGCUUUCGGGUACGGUGCAUUUAGGACACUAUUUAGAGUUUUCGCCUUCCGAGCAUGUUGCCGCUUUCUAACAUUUUGUCAGGGCUGUUGGAGCGCGUAGUCUACCCGCUGCGGUUUUGUGUUUUUCUCGACGUUGUUUACCGGCUAUAUUUCGACGUUUAAUGAUUUAAAUUCACCGGUUUGCCGGCUCUGAAUCCAGUGAGACACUUUUAGACAUGCAUACGAGGCGUUUAGUGAAGCGGUCGAUCCUCGGCAGCCGUGUUUAUGCGCCGAGUCCGACGGGGGACGGUGCCCCGGUGACAGGAGUGGUCCAGGCUGUCAAGCAGGAAAACAGAGACGUCUCGGCCGCAGGAGCCCGGCGCAGCGUCUACACCGUGCUCAUGCAAGACGGGAGCCUCAAGGAGUUCUCCGAGGAGGAGAUAGCCGCGGGGUUCAACCACACUGCAGCCAAAGGACCACUCAAGUCCAGCUUGAAGCAGAGCUCCAGUAAUGGAGCUCCAGAAGGCCAGAAGAUAGAAGGCGGCUCCCUCAGCCCGGAGGCAGUGGAGGAGCAGCGGGUGGUGGAUGGCAAGCGUUCUGGCCGGGACCCCGACACCCGAUCAGUGUCCCUGCUAGAGCAGAAACGGAAGGUGGUCUCCUCCAGCAUUGAUGUCCCACACGCCAGACGGUCUGAAGAAGAAGUAGACAUGGACAAGGUGACGGCUGCCAUGGUACUGACAAGUCUCUCUACCAGCCCACUGGUCAGGAGUCCACCUGUCAAAGUCAGCGAGUGUCUGAGCGGUUCCUGGAAGGACAACGGUUCAGCCGGCCCCUUCACCCCGUCUAGCAACAGCUCCUCAGGAGGCUACUGGAGCUGGUCCGCCCCCAGUGACCAGUCCAACCCUUCUACACCUUCUCCUCCGCUCUCCGCAGACAGCUUCAAGCCCUUCCGUGUGCCCAGCCUGGGCGGCGUGGGGCCCGGCCCCGCAGGGCCCGAAGACCCCAGCCUGGAUGAGCAGGAUGGCAGCAGCCUGCUUUUCGAUGAGCCCAUCCCUCGCAAGCGCAAGAACUCCAUGAAGGUGAUGUUCAAGUGCCUGUGGAAGAACUGCGGCAAGGUGCUGAGUACUGCUGCCGGCAUCCAGAGACACAUUCGCACCAUCCACCUUGGGCGUAACUGCGACUCGGACUGCAGUGACGGCGAGGAGGACUUCUACUACACCGAGAUCAAGCUCAACACGGACUCAGUGGCCGAUGGGCUGAGCAGCCUGUCCCCUGUGUCGCCCUCCGUCCUCUCUCCCCCUCCUCCUCCCCCUUCUCCUCUCCCUUCUCUCGGCCAGCUGCCGGACUCCCACAGACCCCCGCAGUCCUCUGACACCAAGGAGCCUCACGUCGGCGGCACCACCCCGCUCAGCCGCUCUGCGCCCAGCGCGCUCUACCUCAUCCACGCGGACCAUGCCUACCAGGCCACGGCUCCUGUGUCCAUCCCGUCCAGCAGCAGCAACUCGGCCAGCUCAGCCUCCACCAGCUUCACUCCCACCAACAGCUCCAGCUUUAGCAUCUCCUGGCAGUCACCGCCCGUCACUUUCACCGGGACCACGGUGUCUCCCAGUAAAAGCCUGGGCUUCGGUGAACAGCGCUCGCAGACCAUAGCCGUCCUCUCAUCCCCACCCAGAGCCACCACCGCCCUCAGUCGGAAGGUGCGUGGCGAGGGGAAGAAGUGCCGUAAGGUUUACGGGAUGGAGAACCGCGACAUGUGGUGCACUGCCUGCCGCUGGAAAAAAGCCUGCCAGAGAUUCACCGACUGAGUGUACCCUGCCAACGCAAACGGCGCGCCACGCCACCGGGCACUGCUGCCUUUCGCCAGAGAAAGGGGGGAGGGGCAUCAUUUUGCAUGCAUUUGGUUUUCUUCAGCUCAAAAUCGCAACAACUCCGGCUCCGCCCCCUCAGCUCCACUGAACCAUUCCAGCUGUGGAGGGAACCAAAUGACGGCAGAGUCACCUUUUACAUUGCCGUCCAGGAUUCCCAGUACUGCCUCGCCAUUCCCUUCAUUCCCAGUUUUGGGAAACCCCAGUGCAGCUAAACAGUGUAAAGAAAAAAAAUAGAUCUAAGAUUUUCUGCUGUUUUUAUGUUGGGUUCAGUGUUGCAUCUUUCUAUGUUUUGUAAAGCUCUGGUUUUUAAAUGGAAAGUCUAGUCAAAGAAGGGGUCCAGAAAAAAAAGGCCAAAACCUUUUUUGUGUGUUUUGUCAAAAGAAAAAAAAAAAUCUUCACUUUUUUUAUCCAAAAGAAGAACGGACCUCUUUGCUGAAGUUUUUGAAGAAAGUUAUGAAAAAAGCAUGGAGGUUCGCUCGCUGUUUUUUGUUCUUCCUUCAACUUGUUCAUCUCUUGUUUUUGUUUCUGGACUAUUUGAGGUGAUCUUUUAUCACCAACAUCACAACCUCUCCCGGUUCCUCACCUGUUCUUCACUCCUGACAGCUCAGGGGGAAUGUACGGCAGAGCAGGGAAGGACGGGUUGAGAGGUAGAGAGAAAAAGAGGAAGAGGGAGACACAAGGUGAAUGAUCAAUGCAAAAAAAAAAGAUACAAUUUACAGUCAGGGAAAGCAGACGGACCAUGCCAGUGAUGUAUCACAUGAAACCGCAAAAGCAUUCACACACACACACACACGCACACACACAUACACAUACAGACACACACACGUGUCAUAACAGAAGACAGGAACUGUUUUCUAUGUCAUUUUUUUAUCAAGUUGAUCCAUUUUCUUUGUUUUAUCAGGGAUGUGAUUCUACAGAAAGCAAAAACCAGCAGCUAAAACUUGGGGUUAUAUUGUAUACAGCACUAUCUCAACAGCUUCUCUCUUUCAUUAUACAUGACAACUUUGCAACCAAAAACUCCUUUAUCUUGUUCUUAAUGUUUUUGGUUUUUGUUAAGGUGCCAUGUUUACUGUUGUUGAUGUAGUUUUCUUUUUCUAUCUCUUUUGUUUGUUCGGCAAAACCAAGACUGUUUACCUACCACCUGCUAAAGAAGGUGUGUUAAAAGACCUUCCUGACAGCACUGGAAGCAUGAAGCCAGCGGUGUGCGAGGCCAUAAAAAGAUAAAGAUCUUUCACUACAUACAGAGAGACAGAUUGCCCUCCUCCUCAACCAACUUUUACGACCUUCCCAAAGGGAACAAAAUAACUUUGUGUUUACGUUCGCCGUAGAGGCGCAGCUUGAUGAUCAGCUAACCAAAGGAGGGGGGCUCAAAACCAAAAGUGAGGCACUUGCACUGUAUGUGUGUAUCUAAGCACUUGGUAUAUUUGAUAAUGCCUGUGGUUACUUCUAGAGAGUUGAAAAUGUUACUUAUCUUCCACUAUGCCCUCUCCAUUUCCAACUUAACUGGUUAUAAAAAGAAGUAACAACAUAAAAAAAACCAGACUUGGUGACCACCGUUUUUUUUGAUCCAUUAUUUACUCCAAGAGUUUUGGAUGAGGGUGGAAAAAUUUAUAACUUGACUGACUUGAUUAGGUCACUACUUUGUUUAAUGUGCAUUGCACACUUCAUUCACUUGGCAACAUGCAAGCAAAGCUUUGGUUUGGACUUUUUGAGUCCCUGUGAUCUGCACGUAUCCUUGUGACUGAGUGUGAUUGGUAAAAAAAAUAAUGCGGUUAUCUGAAUGUUUCUAUUUUAAUUCCAGCCUCGUAGACGGCUCAAAGGCAGGAAGCAAAAAUCACAAAGCCAAAUAGUUCACAGAUGUUUGCUUUGUGGUGAACGGUGGACCAACGGUUUUGUCACCUGAGGCUGCAUUCUGCUUUAUUACAAUGUUCUGAAAUGAAUAGAAAUGCUUUGUGUUCGGUUUAAGACAGAUGUUUCUUCCAACUUGUAUCUGCAUUUACUCUCUGAAUUAUAUGAAACUAGUUUGAAUGCACGCAGAAAUCUUUAUUGGCAUUUCUGUCACUCGCACAGGAUCAUUUAACACGAGAAUUAUUCAAAACCAACACCAGCUAAUAAACUCACACGCUCGCUUGUUUGAUAAACAGGACUUCCGCACCUGAAAAUCGUAGCUUUGUUAUGUUUGCCCACCUGUUUCUAUCUCUGUCUUUUUUUUUUUUUUUUUUUUUCCUUUUUGGUCUGUUUAUGUAUAUAUGUAGUUCUUGUAUUUUAUGACUUUUGUCAUUACAUUUGCCACCUUAUGAACAAGACAGGUUCAAGUAUGAUAUCGCGUAAGGAAAUAAUGUACCGUUCAACCUUUUCGGGCUACUAUUGUUUUGAAUAUAGGGAUAGCCUUAAAGUCACUUUUUGAGAAUAAUCAUUGUGCUUCUUCUAUGUCAUUACAUUGAUAUUUCAGUAAGAAAUAUUUAGAUUAUGUCAAAAAUAAUUAGCCAUUGUAUUAUGUGAACGUAUUAUUGUUUGAAAAUAAGACAAAUCUAUAUAUACGUAAAGAAAAAACAUGUUGGAGUUUAAAUUCAAAGCAAAAAAGACAUUGAUUUGGCUGUUUUAAUUUUUUUUUUUCAUAUAUAUGAAUAUAAAUAUAUACUGUUUAUGAAUUUUGUUUUCAUGUUCUGCUGAAGGAAAUUUUUGUGGCUAUUGUAACUGCAGGAGGGAGCCCAGGCAUGAUUUUCAGUGCAAGCCAAGCUUGUUAUGCUCUUUUCAGCGAGUGUGACCCGCACACUCCCGCCUGGAGCUCCUUCACGUCACGCUCCCCGCUGCUGCUGCUGCUGCUUAGUGGUCGAAAACCACAGUUGAUUAAAACCUUUAUCUUAUUUCCAAUUCUCCUCUCCCAGUGUCACGCAGGCCCACUUGCAAUUAGUGUGAUUGACAUCUCGGCAUGUUUGCGCCAAUGUGUGUGUGCUCGCACGCUUUUCUGUGUGUGUGUGAACAUGGAAGGAGCCCCGGGCAAAGUAUGCAGGCUGCCACUGAAGCGCGGCGCUCUGCCCGCCCCUCCGAGCAUUACUCUCCUGAGGAGUCACACACCUUUAUCAAAUGGCCUGUGGUGUUUCUCUGUCAGGUUGCGUGCAGGUUCAAAUCUUCUGCAAGGCUCCUGACAAACACUUUGGGGUUCGAGGAUGUUUUUGUUUGUCCAGACCACAGCGGCUAGACGUGGCUGAUGUGUUUUUUUUUUUUGGUUUUAUUUGUAACUGUGUGCACUUCCCUCUGCCCUUUGUCCAUCAUUGUGGUGCUUCAUGUUUGUGUUUGGACUGCCUCCUCCAUUGACGUGUGGGAAAAAUCUGGCAGCCAAUCAGAUUCUGCCAAGGUUCUGUCCAGGAACAAGUCCCCAGUUCAGAUUAUCCAGAGGCUGCUGGCAAGACUGAAUGUUCAAAGUGGCAGCUAAUAUUAAAAGAAGCUCUCUCUGGAUUCUAAGUCAGUGUUGCGUCGCUCAAAUAAUGAAAUUUGACCAAAAUAAGAUCAUCUCACACCCGUGUUUAGGGUUAAAUCCAAAUUACCUCAAAAGUCCAGCAUAUCUGCCACCAUAUUUCUUAAACCUGUCCAUCCUCGUAGAUCUGCAUGACAUUAAGCAACUGUGGGAUUUGUUUGUGGACUGUGGCCUGGCUUGCAUUGUUGUGCUGAGAACAUCUUGGUCUCAUUUAACUGCAAAUGGCGCAAAGAAGUCUCAGCAUGAAGGUGCUCUCAGAGACACUCAGCCCAGGUCUGUCUUCGCACACUGUACGCAGUCACACCGGUGCUGUGCCCUCGGCGGGGGAGAAAUGGAGGUGCUAUAUUUGCAUUGCAGUGCUGUUUCUCCCAUGUGUCCUCUCAUCUAUUAACUCCAUUUUGUACACAUUGUUAUGCUGUAGAACAUGAAAAUAAAAACACCCUGCCUCAAGUCUA